CAGAGAACACCAUGAAUUUAAACAACUUUGUGGUACUUCCCAGCAAGCCCAAGUCAAUGAAGUUAAAUGUCAGGAAUCUCCAGGAACUGCGUAUGGAAACAGUGCAGCUGGAUCAACAUGCCAAGGAGAUGGAGAGCAGACUGGAGGAGCUCAGACAGCGUAUGAACCAGGAGAAAGAGGAGAGGGAGAAGAUGGGAGCUUCUCACUGGAGUUCAGCACAGCCCGGGAUUCAGAGCGUCAAGACGAACAAGGAGAGCGCACCUCACAGACUCUCUCCGGGCAAGAUGAAGAUUAGAGUGCUGAAGGACGAGCCUGUGCCAGCAGAACAGAAGCAGGUAAUUGCGGAACCAGCCGCCAAGGUACAUGGCACUAACAGGAAGCUCAACCUGAGGGGAAAAGUCUGUGGACAGUGUGAAGUUCAACUGGCUGGACUGGCAGAGCUCCAGACCCCUGUCAGCACUCGGGAUGUGUUGGGCCGCCUCCAGCAGCAGGUAAGCAGCGAGGAGAAUCAACAUACACAAGGUGCAUCCCACAAAUCCGCUGAUGAAAGUGAAGCCACAGAGAAAAGAUCAGCUCCUAGGAGCCUUCAGCCCAUGUCUGAUAACCAAAUGCACCACACACAGGUGUUGUUCGUGAAUGACGGUGUUGAUGUGGAGGAUGAGGAGGCUGCUGAGGAAGAGGACAGCUCUCUGCAGAGAGGAGGCUUUGAUGAAGAGGAGUCAGCUAGGUCCUUCCAGGAGGCUCUGAAAGAGUGGAGAGAGAGAGGACAGAGGCCAGUGUCUGUGAUGGAAACACAAACAGAGAAAGGAUCCCAGCAGUUAAUUCAUGUGGAGUUCAAGGAGGACACUUUGAGCUACAUGGAGAAACUCCUCCUGAAAAAACACCGCAGAGGACAAAUUGAAGAAUUUCAGGCCCGGUCUGUCGUCCAACGCCGGCCGGAGCCACCCACACCUCCACCUGCAGUGAUGGAUGAACUGAGCCGAAAACUGACAGCAGAGCGGAUGGAGCUGCAUACAUACUUUACAUCUCUCUUCACGAUCGCUCCUGCUGAGGAUGCUGGGAAAGCAGACAGCCCUGCAGAAUCCUGUUUAAGCGUCGUAGAGUUAGAUGAGAUGGUUGAAGACGCUACAAUGUACAGAUCCUUUGGAGUCAAGCAGGGAAAUGAGAGCAAAAUGUUUGCAGCUGUUGGAAAUGGAGGAGAUUUUGGAUAUUCGGUUUUGCCUUUCACACCGUGCUUCUACGAGAUGACUAAAGCAUCCAUCGGUGAAUGUAAUUCUGACAUAAAGAUCAACUCUUCUCCUGAGAUGUGGCCGCCGUCUCAAGAGGCUGAACAAUCUUCGUCAUCAUUGCCAAGAUCAGAAAGCUUUUCUCCACUUCAGACGAGGCUUCAGAGAUCACAGCACCUGUCGACUGCCUCAGAAUCCUUUCUGUCAAAUUCACGAACAGGAGGCCAGAAAGUGGAACUCAGUGACUCUCCAAAACCAAGCCCACAGACAAGAUCUUCUGCAGCACAACAGGACAAAUCCUCAGAGCUUCUGCCAACAUCAUCUCCUUCACUCCCAAAAACCAAAUUAAAUCAAACUCUCCCAGGCUUUGAGGACCAUAUUUCCACUGGCAGCCUCUCUCCUGGUGGAAUACCAUCUGUUCGGUCUUCUCGAUGUCAUUCUCCUGCUUUUCUCAUCUCUAAACAAAGUCCAAAACCUCCAGAUUCUCCGUCCCCAAGGUCUAGAUCAGUUUCUUCUCCAGUAAACCCAGUCCAAUCCAGACCUGCUCAUUCAACACCUGUUUCUGAACCGAAAUUAGCUCAGCUGUCUCCAGAACGUGCCAUCACUUCCCCAAGCGCUGCAGUUCCUUCAUUAAAGCUGUCACUUAGAGAAUCAUCACAGUCUGGAUUCGUCUCAGAUAGAAGUAUAUCUACUAUGCCUAUCUAUGACUCCUUCAGUUCCUCUAUGCCAAGGGUCGAAUCUUCUCAUACUGAGGGUCAUCGUUCACCUCCGGCCUCUAAAUGGUUAAAAGGCUCACGGAGGUCGCCCAAAACCACAAUGUUCUCUUUACAGCUAAACAUGUCAGAUUCAGAAGAGGAAAUGACAGGUGAAGAUGCUUGCCUGGUGCCCAGUGAAGAAGACUCAUCUGAUGAAGAACUGAGACGAAUCACAGAUGCAGAAGAACAAAAGAAUGGCUUUCCCUCUCCGUGCCCCACCACGACCCCUCCGGCAGAGCCUCAUUUCACUUUCACAAACCUCUCAAAGUCAGAAAACGACAACACAGAACCAGACCUUUUUACAGGAUCUUCUAAGGCCAUUCAUUCUGUAGCCCAGCGACAGGACAUCCAGCCGGGGCAGUACCAAGACCUAGAGGGGAUCCUGACUUUGGGACUGGACCCUGGAGUCCUGCAGCCCAGCCCAGCUCCAGUGCAAAACUCUAGAGAAGAGCAGAACCACACAGGGAGUUCACUAGUUGUAGGGCAGGAGUCCUGGAGAUCCAGCAGCAGUCUUCAGCAUCACGCAGAGGAAGAGCUGGUCGCUGCGCUGAUGAAUGCUCAGCCCAUCAGUAGCACCCCUUGUCCCCUCACACCAGGCCGUAGCAGAGUGCCAUCACACAGGCUGUGUUUCUCAGGCACCGUAAGCAGAUGUUCUCCCAUCUCUUCACGGCCCCUGAGUGCCGGGACUCGUCGGCCGCUGUCUCGUGCUGCUGAGGAGAUCAUGGAGGUCCAGAGCGUGGAGCAGCUCGAUCUCCAGGACUCUGAUGAGGAUGAGGAGGAUUGCCUGGCUCUGGCCUGCCUUGAGGAAGAGUUCAGACAUAUGAGCACUACACCAUUAGACGAGGGUGAGGAUUCAAUUUGUCGGGACUGCAAUUACACAAAUUAAGGAUUUUGAUGGAAUUUUUUGAUAAGUAGUAAUAAGUGAUUUUGUUAAAAAAUAUAUAUAAUAUGAA
Molecule: messenger RNA, 2934 nt
Organism: Sinocyclocheilus anshuiensis
Lineage: Eukaryota; Metazoa; Chordata; Actinopteri; Cypriniformes; Cyprinidae
Product: zinc finger B-box domain-containing protein 1-like
Exons: 16
Coding region: 12-2867 (951 amino acids)
Source: RefSeq, a predicted model, not a curated record